Messenger RNA from Desarmillaria tabescens, 412 nucleotides. RefSeq lists its product as uncharacterized. The coding region runs from base 25 to 399 and encodes 124 amino acids. The record is from RefSeq and is a predicted model, not a curated record. The transcript has 6 exons. NCBI's taxonomy places the organism in Eukaryota, Fungi, Basidiomycota, Agaricomycetes, Agaricales, Physalacriaceae.
CCUUCAGACAACUCGGGACUUGGUAUGCUCCUAGCUCUUCUGCCAACACUGUAUGUGGUCUCGACAUUUGUCUUGGCUUAUAAAAAGGGCACCAUCUAUGACAGUCACUAUCUUCUCAGUGGUCUCUCGACCUUGCACUCCAACAUUAUCUUCAUUUCAUCCACUAAUUCAUCAUGUGCCGUCGUCGCCAUGUUAGAAAUGUCUACCUCAGCUGCGGACAUACUAUCAACCUUCCUGAAGAAAUUAUCCGGUGUGAGGAGAAAAACUGCAAAUUCAGUCUCUUCCAUCCUGCACGCUGCAAGCCGCCGGCUUGCUUGCAGACCUGUUGGCAAUACCUUCGCUAUCCCGAGCAGUAUUCACCCAACAUCAAUGGGUAUUGUCCUUCUUGCAACCAGGUGACACGAAACCGAGG